Molecule: messenger RNA, 6450 nt
Organism: Linepithema humile (Argentine ant)
Lineage: Eukaryota; Metazoa; Arthropoda; Insecta; Hymenoptera; Formicidae
Gene: Ssdp
Product: Sequence-specific single-stranded DNA-binding protein
Biological process (GO): positive regulation of transcription by RNA polymerase II
Cellular component (GO): nucleus
Molecular function (GO): protein binding; single-stranded DNA binding
Source: RefSeq, a predicted model, not a curated record
GCGCGCGGGGCUCACAUAUGCGCUAUGUAUACCGCGCCGUCACAGUGAUACACCGUUCUCCGUGUUGCGAGACGCUCCUUCGGGUUGCGCGCGCGACAAAGCGAGACUCAUCGAGGACGAAAGCAGUGUCCGGUGGCGGCAAUCAAGACGAUCGAGUCUGUUUUCGAUACACGGUUCCGCUGCGAUGCGCGAUACGCGGCGACUAGUGGUUGGCGAGCGUGUGGAGUGAAGUGAAUUACGUGAAGUGAGUACCAACGUAAAGUGAAAGACCAACAACGGCGGCAGCAGCGGCGGCGACAAGUUUCGCUGCGGCGUGCGUGUAAUAGAGGACAAUAGACGCGCGCGAGUAACGCAAGCUGUGAAAUAGUGAAUCGGGAAGACAAAUCGCAUGGACAGGAAGAAGUGCGGUGAAACGAUGAGGACGUCGGCGGCGGCGGCGGCGGCGGCGGUGACGGUGGUGACGAGGCGCCCCCAACGACGCACCUGAACGACGAACGGCGAUGACGACGUCGUGAUGCGUCGUAGCGUGUCGCUCCAGUAUCACACAGCAGCAGCAGGCAUCUCGCUCCGACCGUGACGCGACGUGAUCGUGACGUGACGCGGGACGGAGGACCGUUCUCUUAUUCGUGUGCGAGCGAGUAAAGAACGAGUGUGGGAGAAAGAGACGAAAUUCAUCUCCUGUGACUUCUCUAGACAGUGGAAAAGAGACAGAAAGAGUGUGCGCGCGAGCGAUUGCUGACGAGCGCGCUGGAGUGUUGUGUCCCUCCCCUCUACUCCUCUCGUGCUUCGUAUACGUUCUCGCGUUUCGUUUUGACACGCGUCGCACGUCAUCGUCAGCGGAGCGACGGUACAUCGGAUUACCAUCCGUCGCUCGCGAAUGAGCGAGACAGACACUGACCGCACACAUACGUAAUAAACACCGAUACGGCAACGACGCUACGGAUUGCUUAUACAGAGAGACGCUCACGAGUCUCCGACCUAAUCGCUCUUUUCACUCGACCAUCCAGCGACGCACGGAAUAACGACGGUGCAUAACUUGUGUUUACGUUGAGAAGGAUUGACCGGCCACCACGGCGACCAUGUACGCGAAAGGCAAGGGGUCGUCGGUGCCCUCGGACUCACAAGCGAGGGAAAAAUUGGCGCUUUAUGUAUAUGAAUACUUGCUACAUGUAGGUGCACAAAAAGCAGCACAAACAUUUCUAUCAGAGAUUCGAUGGGAGAAAAAUAUUACACUUGGAGAACCACCUGGGUUUUUGCACUCUUGGUGGUGUGUGUUUUGGGAUUUGUACUGUGCAGCACCCGAGAGGAGAGAUUCUUGUGAACACAGCAGUGAGGCCAAAGCAUUUCAUGAUUAUGGAUUUGUGAACAGUGCUUACAACGUCAACGGCAUUGCACAUAAUGCUGGACCAGCUCCAUCUCCAAUUGGUCAAAUGCCACCAAAUGAUGGAAUGCCAGGUGGUCCUAUACCUCCUUUCUUCGCAUUUAUGGGCCCCAGAGGGUAUCCAGCAGGACCACGACCCGGUGUACGUAUGCCACAAAUGGGAAAUGACUUUAAUGGGCCACCAGGACAACCAAUGAUGCCAAAUAGCAUGGAUCCCACUAGGCAAGGCGAAGCUGGAGAGUUUGUAGGGUGGCAAGGUCCGCCCGGAAUGAACCCCAUGAACCCGAGAAUGAAUCCGCCACGAGGACCAGGCAUGGGUCCGAUGGGUCCUGGAACUUACGGUCCAGGUAUGAGGGGUCCACCGCCCAACAGUACUUUGGGCCCGGGAGGACCAGGAGGCCCCGGAAUGCCGCCGAUGAGUAUGGCUGCUCCGGGUGGUAGACAACAGUGGCAACCGAACACAUCCACGCCAAUGAACUAUUCGUCGUCAUCACCGGGUAACUACGGAGGGCCACCCGGGUCAACAGGACCGCCGGGACCCGGCACACCUAUUAUGCCCAGCCCUCAGGAUAGCAGCAAUAGCGGAGGAGAAAAUAUGUAUACCAUGAUGAAACCUGUACCUGGAGGAAAUAUGCCGGGUGAUUUUCCGAUGAGUGGCGGACCAGAAGGCGGUCCAAUGGGACCCAUGGGUCCUAAUACAAUGGGACCGGUUCUAAACGGCGACGGUCUCGAUGGGAUGAAGAACAGUCCGGCUAACGGCGGUCCUGGGACACCGCGGGAAGAUAGCGGCAGUGGAAUGGGUGAUUAUAAUCUGGGUGGAUUCGGAGCUCCUGGAGAGAAUGAUCAGACCGAGUCAGCGGCCAUUUUGAAGAUCAAGGAGAGCAUGCAGGAAGAGGCGAAGAGGUUUGAGAAGGACUCAGAUCAACCCGAUUAUUUCAUACAAUAACUCUUCACGAGUCGUUGGACCCCGAGACCAAAUUAACAAUUUUAAGGGAUAAAACACAAUCGAUUUCCUUUCUUCCUUUAGUCCGGUAAAACUAUUCCUAUAUCCCUCCAUCAACCCCCUGUGCCGUGGAACCAACCCUUCCCUUCCUCGUACGUUCUCUCUUUCUCUCUCUCUUUCAUCCAUUUCUCGGACUUCUACUGCACCUCUCCUUGCAAGAUCUUCCUCUCCUCUCUUAUAUCCGAGCCGAACGGCGUAGACCGAUUUGACCGAGGAAGGGCGCAAGAGAUCUCUUUCUGUGCGCACCGGUGAUCCUUUUUGCCGCGCGUUAUUGCGACGUCGACGAGAAGCCACCGUGCCAGGACAAGUGAGAUCCUCGAGACGGAGACAGAAAGAGAGCAUCAGUUUCGUGCGACUCUCACGUCGACCGACGUUUUCACAUACAUAGUAAUGUUGUACAGUGACAUUGACAAUGUUGUUAUCCUUAAGAUGGGUAUGCGCGCUGCGAACGAGCAAAUGUGAGCGAGCACAAAGACAAAUCUCUAUAUUCCAAGACUUAAUUUAUUAAGAAUCUUACUAAUCUAUAAUCUAUAUUUAAGAAUCUUAAAAAUUUUAAGAAUCAUCAGAAUCAUGAGAAUCUUGAGAAUCUAUUUAAGACUUUCUUACGUGUGUCGUGUUAUGCAAAUCAAACCAAAUGAAAAUGAAUGCACAUUUGUAUAACGAUCGUUGCAUUUAUCAUUACACGAACAUUUUCUGUAUCUUGAAUAGAAAAAUUUGCAUUUGCUGUUUGCUUGUUCAUCGCUCGCUCGUUCAGCGCACGCCCAUCUUCGGGCUGCGACCGCGAACAUUGUUCCAGUAUCUUAGAACGUGAGAGAGAGUGAUACUAUAUUAAUGUAAACGCGUUAAACUUCUGAAAUUUUUACGAGGAAUGCAUUCCAGGAAUAGCCCGCGAAAUUUCCCAAACGAUUUUCUCGAUCGCAGUCGUUGUCCGUUCUCUGCGACAAUCUCCAUCGCAGUAUCCAAGUGUAUAUCCUUCGUCGUUGUCGCGAAGAUGGAAGCUGCGUCGUCCGAAUGUGGAAGACCUUUGGUAUUCCGUCACGAUCGAGGACCAAAUUAAUUCUAUCGUACGAUAAGUAUGCGAUUAUCUUACCAUCUCACCCAAGCAAGCAAGUUUACGAGAGGAAAGGGGCGUUCCAUUUAUAUUUGUAACCGGUUACAGAGCAUCCUGCUUAUGGACUUGUGUUUUUUUGUGACCGCGUUCCGCGAUAAUCAAUCGCGGUUCUGGACGACUCACGACACUGUUUGUAGCAUUCAUCAUGUACGAAUUUUUAUCAGCUCUUAUGUGAAACAGAAUUUGAUGUUUGCUUUGAUAUGUUUAUGAAUCUUUACAUUUCAAAAAAAAAAGACACGUUGCAAUUUUAAUCGUCAUUUGUAUAAUGUGCUUUAAUUGUAGCACAUUUGACUUUAUUUUUAUAAAUGAUAGAGUUGUAAAAUUAUUACUGGAUAAUUAUUAAUUAUGGAUUGCUGUUUGUUGAUUAAGAAAUGGGAAAGAAGUCAAUCUCUUGGUUUAAAUAUUUAUUUGGUGCAACACAAUUUUAAUUAAUUGGCUUUAUUUGAGUUUUAUUUAAUCAAAUAUCAAUUUGAUCUCGUUUAAUAAAAUAUAAUGUCUUAAUAUGCAUUUGAAAGAUCUGAAAAAUUGUAAGAUGUUUUCUUUUGUAAAAAUUAUUUUUGUUUUUUAAAAGUCUUUAGAAGAGAGAAGCAAUAUUUCAAAAAAAAUUGUAUUAUGUGCCUAAAAAAUACUUUCUUGCAGGUUUAUUACAAAUUGUUUUCUAAAGUAUAUCCUUAUUAAAUAUUUAUCUCGUCAGAUAUCAUACACGUCAAAUAAUUGGUAAGUUACCGACUGUAAUUCAGCAUCUUAAAUACUAUUGUGUGAUUGUAUGUAACUUGCUAGGAUGAUGACUAUGCUCCUGAGGUCCUUUCGAUGCUUUGUAAUCGGUCGUGAAUAAUUGCUAGGAUCACCGUUUUAACAAUUUUUAUAAAAACAAUUAACUGGAUCGUGUAAUUGCCGUCAGAUUUUAUACACGAUGCGUUUUUCUCUUAAAUUCGAUAUAAUUAUUUCCUUUUGACAAUGUUCUUGGGACAAAAUUUUUUAUACACUAUUGUGCAAUAUCUCCGAAAUUACUGUACUACCAUAAAUACUCGAAUUUCUCAUUGCUGUAUCAUUAAUCGUGAAUUAUCAAGAUUCGUCUGAAAGCGCGACGUCCCUUUCAUGAGAGCGAUACACGCAUGAGAUCCCUCGAUUAUCGCAAUUUAAUUUAGCAAAUAAUUGAUUUCUUCUUAGAGGAGAUAAGAGAUAUGAAAAGGCGAUAAUUUUGAUUGCUCUCUCUCUCUUUCUCUCUCUCUCUCUCUUUCUCUCUCUCUCUACCGUUGCAUUCAGGAUAUUUUACAUGGUAAUUUUGUAUAAAGAAUAGAGUUCCAUAAGAAGUUUUUUCUGGGCAUUCAUUACGUCUGUUCUUUUUAGAUACACUUUUUUUCUACGCUUCUUCUCUUCCUUUUUUCUCUUUCCAAAGCGUAAACGUAUAGUUGUUUCGUUUUAAGUAUAGAAAGCGUAAAGGGAAGUGCAGCUAAUGAGAACAGAUACAAUGAUCAAGGUGUAUUGCGACGGAGGAGAAUACUGAUAAUUUUAUUAUCGAGUCACAACGAAUUCUUCUAAUCUCGCAUCAGUCUGUUUUCGAUUUUCGUAUUAUCAAUGAGAAAAAAAAUUUUAUUCAAAAUGUUUCAAAAUAUUUGAAACAUUUUUUAUGCUAUUGUUUCGUAAAGUUAACAAACGAUAUUUCACUGUUAAUUCUUAUCUUGACCACAAAAGACUAUGGUUAAGAAUAAUAUUAAUUACAUUAAUAUGUUAAUAUAAUACUAAUUAUAUUAAAAUAUAAUAAUGUGUCCGAAAUAAUUUUCUAAAAAUUAUUUCGCUAUAAGAACAAAUUGUUUUGCUGCAAUAAAUUAUUUUUAUAAAAAAUUUAGUUAAAUUUUUCAUAAAAAUAACAUAACAAAACAUAUUUUAUUGACUAUAGUAGCGGAGUAUGAUUGCUUUUACAUUAAAUAUGCAAAAGAGCAAUGGUUUUGUUACAACAAUAUUUCAUAUUUGUCAUUUUAUUAGCAUAAAAUAGAAACAUUUAAUAAAAUUUUAAAUUAAAACAUAUGAAAUUGCGAAAUAAAAACGUACAAUAAAAUUGCGAAUUAAAAGAUAAUAGAAGGUUUUUCUCAGCCUUGAUGAGUUGAGAUUAGAGGAGUUCGAUUGUACUUUAAUCCGUCAUAUAAGGCGAAGGGAACGGAUUUCCGCAAUCCCUUGAUGGGAUUGCGCCUUAUGUUACAUACGUCCUUGUAUAUGUAUAUUGCUAAGUUUUUAAAUGUAUGUAUUCGGACUUAAUCAUUAUCUCGCUUUUCAUAUUCUUUAUUUAAGAAUAUAUAUAUUUCGGCAUUAACGUAUAGAAGAGCGAGUGUAAAAAAGUAAAGUCUUCGUCGCAAGAGUACGUGUUUGACCCUUUCACUACUUUAAAUACAAGCGAGUUAAAGUUACGAUUGGCAGAUACGACGUUGAGAUCUGCUCCUUUGCAAUGGACAAAUUGAGAAAUCGGUAGUGAAAGGGUUGAAAAUAUAAUUCGAGAUAGUGAUUAAGUCCCGUUAUAAGUCUCGUAUUUACACAUUCGCGAUCGAGAGGGCCCGGUCCAAUAUUCGAUCGCGAUCGAAGGGUAAGAGGAAAAAAAGAAGAUAGAGAUAUAAAUCGAAUCGCGCAUUAGUUCUUCGCAGAUCAGUCGGAUGAAGUUGCGGGCAAAAACUGAUUAUGCGUGGUCGAUUAAAUUUUAUCGAGCGAAUUCACAUUUUCAAAGCAGCAUUCCCUUUUCUCUUCCCCUCACGUUUGGCCCUGUCCUAUCCUUGUAAUUAAUUUACAUGACGCAUACUCAUUGUAACACCGUUCACACACGGGCUGUAAAAUCGCGCGGCUGACCUCACGCAUUCUACGGACUCACGCAUGAUUAUCGACAUAAUUAUAGAUAUCUAUUACGAAUAUAGCAUUCAGUAGCAUAAAUAAUAAAAUAAUUAAAUAAAUGUCAUCUAUAUCCUCCAA